UCACAGGACUACCGCCGCCAAGCAUCUCACUUGUUUUGCAGCGAGACUGAAAGAAUUCUUACGCCGCCAUGGCUUCAGAUGACCUUGUAUGGUCCGUCAUUGGAACUGACUUUUGCAGCUUCAGUCAAACUCAAGACCACAAAGGACCAGACGUUCUGCAGGAAUGAACACAACGUAUCGGGUUACUGUUCCAAGCAGUCGUGCCCUCUCGCCAACUCACGGUAUGCCACGAUUCGCUCAGAUCCUGCGACCGGAGACCUAUACCUGUAUAUCAAAGCGAUCGAACGCGCCCAUCUUCCGUCGCAAUGGUGGGAAAAGAUAAAGCUACCCAAGAACUACGGUCAAGCCCUCGAGCUUGUCGACCAACAUCUUGCAUACUUCCCCAAGUUCCUCAAGCACAAGAACAAGCAGCGCUUGACACGUCUGACCCAGGUCAACAUAAGGAUAAGGAAGUUGGCCAAGGAAGAAGAGCGCCUAGGAGAACGCCUGGUUCCUAGACUGGCGCCCAAGGUUCGCCGACGAGAGGAGGGCCGAGAGCGAAAGGCUCUUGCAGCUGCCAAGGUUGAGCGCGCCAUUGAGCGUGUCCUCAUUGACCGUCUGCGCAGUGGCGCAUAUGGUGAUCGACCGAUCAACGUGGAGCCAAAUGUCUGGAAGCGUGUUAUGAACGGCCUACAAAAAGAAGGCCAGCUCAAGGGCGACGAGGACCUGGAUGAGGGCAUCGAAGACGAAGAGGAAGAGAAUGAAUACGAGAUGGAGAACGGUGUCGGUGAAGUCGAAUAUGUGAGCGACAUAGAAGGCGAAUCCGACGACGACUUGGAGGACUUCGAAGACUGGAUAGGUGGCCAGAGUCCAGACGAAGGCUCAGGUGACGAAGACGAUGAAAGUGGUAGCGAAGAAGACGAAGACGAAGAGGCAUCUGAAGACGAAGACACAGAGGCCCUCAAGAAGACGCUGGCGAACCUCAAGCGUAAGCGUCCUGCUGGCCCACCUCCAAAGCCCAAGAAGAAGCCAUCAAAGGACUCAAAGGGCCCGAGACGCGAGAUUGAAAGAACUUCUUUCUCUGUCUCUGAACGUGUGGGUCUCCGGCCAACUGACAUAUCAACCGACAUGAACAUUACGAUACCGACUCAAUCCGAUCUUUUGGCGAGUGAUGUGCUAGACGUGGACGCGGCCAGUGAAGCUGAAUCUGUACAGCAGGCUUGGGGUAAUGAUCAUGCAUCUUCUACUUCACAGUCCAAUCCUUCUAUUGAGCUAGAGGCAUCUGUAAAUCCGUUGGACGAACCUUCUACUACAUUAGACGCCAAUCAGACCGAGACUGCAAAGCCGGACGAUGAAGAAUAUGGUGAGUUUGUACAAGCGUCCACUGACCCUCUCAAGCGACCCAUCUAUGAUACAACGGAGCAAGAUGACGAAACCCUGGGACUUUUAGACAACUGGUCUAGGCCUAUGUGGGAGGUCGAGUGUUACGUCGGUAUCGGCAUGGUCGAGCCAGUGACCGCUAGUAUUGGCAUGGCCACUAGAAGGGUCAAACAGAUGGCUCGUUGGAAGCGAAAUGAUAAUAGGGCAAACAUAAUUGUAGCUGAAUGGAAGAGAAAGCGAACACAAACGAUUGGACGUGGAACGAUCUCUACUGUGGCCGCUGCUGCUGCUGCCGCUGCUGCUCCAUCUUCUGCAGGAGAGGAUUCGGCGCAGCUUGCCACUAUUCCUGUCAGAGCUGUAUCCAACCAGUAUCUACAGACGCCCAGGGCAACGCCUUCAAUCUCCGACCUGAACGGGGUGAUCAGACCGGUUCGUUUUGCAGGGUCGGCAAUUGACGAGAUGGUGGAGACCGAGCGUACGGCCUGGGGACCUUAG
Alternaria burnsii is the source of this 1854-nucleotide messenger RNA. Its product is annotated as mak16 protein. The annotation marks the transcript as partial. Gene Ontology annotation, biological process: maturation of LSU-rRNA; maturation of 5.8S rRNA. Lineage: Eukaryota; Fungi; Ascomycota; Dothideomycetes; Pleosporales; Pleosporaceae. Gene Ontology annotation, cellular component: nucleolus; preribosome, large subunit precursor. The record is from RefSeq and is a predicted model, not a curated record. The transcript has 4 exons.